Cyprinus carpio (common carp) is the source of this 6813-nucleotide messenger RNA. Its product is annotated as unconventional myosin-VIIa-like. NCBI's taxonomy places the organism in Eukaryota, Metazoa, Chordata, Actinopteri, Cypriniformes, Cyprinidae. Gene Ontology annotation, molecular function: cytoskeletal motor activity; ATP binding; protein binding. Gene Ontology annotation, cellular component: myosin complex; cytoskeleton. The record is from RefSeq and is a predicted model, not a curated record.
AAUCAAACGGCCUGGAAAGCGGUGACCUUUUCAUCAGUGAUACAGACAGUCACUGGUGAAAUACUGCCUGUUCAUUUGCAUUCAGAGUUUGAUUGCUGGGCGGCUUUUCUCUUUUAGUGCAUCUCUAUCCUGUCUGAGGAAUGUUUUCUGUAUAAGAUGAUGUGUUUUAGUAUGUUCUUUGUGUGUGUGUGUGUGUGUGUGUGUGUGUGUGUGUGUGACCUGUCAUGCUCUCCUCCCCCCGUGGAGUCUCCUCCUCCUCCCUCCUGUCACUCGGGACGUCCCGUGUCUGUCCUGACCCCUCCCUCCCUCCCUCCGCUGUGAGGAUCAGUGGCUGUGAAUGAGAGAGUCACAGUCAUCGGGUGUCUCACACUCCUCAUCCACACUCAUUCUUCCUCUGACGCACCUGUGUGGACGUCUGGAUCCUCUCAGCUCACCUGAAACUCACAGAACACAGACUUUCCUGAACUGAGGGUCUGGGGUGAAGACGUCUGAUGUCCAGGAGGAAACACAAACAGCACAGUCAUGGUCAUUCUACAGCAGGGCGACUAUGUCUGGCUGGACCUGAAGACAGGUGGGGAGUUUGAGGUCCCGGUCGGAGCCGUGGUGAAGCUCUGUGAUUCUGGUCAGAUCCAAGUCCUGGAUGAUGAAGGAAGUGAACACUGGAUCUCUCCGCAAAAUGCCACCAACAUCAAGCCGAUGCACCCCACCUCCAUCCACGGGGUGGAGGACAUGAUCCGACUGGGGGAUCUGAACGAGGCGGGAAUCCUCCGGAACCUUCUCAUCCGCUACAGAGAACAUCUCAUCUAUACUAACUGUGGUGGUCGGACAUACACCGGGUCUAUCUUAGUAGCUGUGAACCCGUAUCAGCUGCUGCCCAUCUAUACAGCAGACCAGAUUCGCCUCUACACCAACAAGAAGAUCGGAGAAAUGCCUCCACACAUCUUCGCCAUCGCCGACAACUGCUACUUCAACAUGCAACGCAACAACAAAGACCAGUGCUGCAUCAUCAGUGGUGAGUCUGGAGCAGGAAAAACAGAAAGCACCAAGCUGAUUCUGCAGUUUCUGGCUGCUAUCAGCGGGCAGCACUCCUGGAUCGAGCAGCAGGUGCUGGAGGCCAAUCCCAUCUUAGAAGCCUUUGGGAACGCUAAAACCAUCCGUAACGACAACUCCAGCCGCUUCGGGAAAUACAUCGACAUCCACUUCAACAAAAGAGGAGCCAUAGAGGGAGCAAAGAUCGAGCAGUACCUUCUGGAGAAAUCCAGAGUGUGUCGACAGGCCCGUGAUGAGAGAAACUACCACAUUUUUUACUGUAUGUUGAAAGGAAUGACGCCUGACCAGAAGAAGAAGCUGGGCUUGGGUAAAGCCACAGACUACACCUACCUUACUAUUGGAAACUGCACUGUUUGUGACGGUCGAGAUGAUCAGAAGGAAUAUUCAAACAUCCGUUCAGCCAUGAAGGUCCUCAUGUUCACAGAAAAGGAGAACUGGGAGAUCUGUAAGCUGCUGGCUGCUAUUCUGCACAUGGGCAACCUGAACUAUGAGGCUCGCACAUAUGAUAAUUUGGACGCCUGUGAGGUCGUGCGAUGCUCAGAUCUCACCACUGCUGCUGUUUUAUUAGAGGUGGACUUGAAGGACCUGAUGAACUGCUUGACCAGCCGAACCAUAAUAACCCGUGGAGAGACGGUUUCCACUCCUCUGAGUAUUGAGCAGGCGCUGGACGUGCGAGACGCUUUCGUUAAGGGCAUAUACGGACGCCUGUUUGUGUGGAUUGUUGAGAAAAUCAAUGCAGCCAUUUAUAAGCCUCCGUCCCUGGAGCUCAAAGCAGUGCGGAGAUCCAUCGGCCUGCUCGACAUUUUCGGCUUUGAGAACUUCACUGUUAACAGCUUUGAGCAGCUGUGCAUCAACUUUGCCAAUGAAAACCUGCAGCAGUUCUUCGUCCGUCAUGUUUUCAAACUGGAGCAGGAAGAAUAUAACCUUGAGAACAUAAACUGGCAGCACAUUGAGUUCACAGACAACCAGGACGCUCUGGACAUGAUCGCCAUAAAGCCCAUGAAUAUCAUCUCUCUCAUCGACGAGGAGAGCAAGUUUCCCAAGGGCACAGACACCACCAUGCUGAACAAACUCAACUCUCAACACAAACUCAACACCAAUUACAUUCCACCUAAAAACACGUAUGAAACACAGUUCGGCAUCCAGCACUUUGCUGGUGUGGUCUACUAUGAAACCAGAGGUUUUCUGGAGAAGAACCGAGACACGCUGCACGGUGACAUCAUUCAGCUCGUCCACUCCUCCAAAAACAAGUUCAUCAAGCAGAUCUUUCAGGCGGACGUUGCUAUGGGGGCGGAGACCAGAAAGCGUUCGCCGACCCUGAGCAGUCAGUUCAAGCGCUCUCUGGAGCUGCUGAUGCGCACACUGAGCGUCUGUCAGCCGUUCUUCGUCCGCUGCAUCAAACCCAACGAGUUCAAGAAACCCAUGCUCUUCGAUCGUGAACUGUGUUUGGGUGAUGUGUGGUGUUAUGUGAUGUUUUGUGGGAUGUUGGGGAUUAUCCGGGCCGGAUACCCCAUCCGCUACACUUUCGUUGAGUUUGUGGACAGAUACCGUGUUUUGAUGCCUGGAGUGAAACCUGCUUACAAACAGGAGGACCUGAGAGGAACCUGUCAGCGUAUCGCUGAAGCCGUUUUGGUUUUUGGUGGUGAUUGUGAGUGGGGAAUGGGAAGGUAUUAUAUAUUCUUGAAGGACCAUCAUGACAUGCUGCUGGAAAUCGAGAGAGACAAGGCCAUAACUGAUAAGGUCAUUCUCAUUCAGAAAGUUGUGCGAGGAUUCAAGGACAGAUCCAACUUCCUGAAGAUGAAGAAAUCAGCCAUGUUGAUCCAGAAAACAUGGAGGGGUUAUUACUGUCGGAAGAACUAUGGAGCGAUGCGCGGUGGUUUCUCACGUCUGCAGGCGUUGUAUCGCUCUCGCAAACUCUACCAGACGUACCACAUCGCACGACAGAGAAUCACUCUUUUCCAGGGCCGCUGCAGAGGACACCUGGUGCGCCGGGCGUUUCGACACCGCCUCUGGGCCGUCAUCACCAUCCAGGCGUAUACGAGGGGCAUGAUCGCCCGCCGACUCUACAAAAGACUUAAAGGAGAGGUGAGAACACCUGGAUUUAUUUCUCCAGUGUGUGAUUUUUUUCCUCAGGACCUGGAGCGAACGCACAGGGAGCUCGAGGAGGAAGACCUGGAUGAAGCUCUUCCUCUCCCAGAGGAUGAUGUGGAAGAUUUGUCAGAGUACAAAUUUGCCAAGUUUUCGGCCACGUAUUUCCAGGGCACGACCACACACAGUUUAUCGACGCGGCAAGCGAGUCAAGAUCUCCUGGCAUGACCAAGAUCUACGAGCAACGCUUCGUUGGCACAAGCGAUGACCUUUAUGAGAUUGAUGGGUGAUCUUCAGGAGACCUAAUAGAGAGAGGUGAUCAGCGACGGCAGCGAGAAGAUCCCUGUCAUGACCAAGAUCUACGAGACACUCGGCAAGAAACGAAGCAGUGUGCGGCACAGCUGUAUGUCUGCUCACAACAAGAAGAGCAGUGUGCGUCACAAGCUGGUGUCGCUCACCCUGAAGAAGAAGUCCAAGAUUAAAGCUGAGUCUCUGUGUGUCGGCUGCUUCGCUCCCUCUGAGAAGUUUGUGAAGUACUUGAGGAACUUCAUCAGUGAAGGUCCUCCGGGUUACGCUCCCUACUGCGAGGAGAGACUGAGGAGAACGUUUGUAAACGGAACAAGAACACAGCCGCCCUCCUGGCUAGAGCUUCAGGCCACGAAAUCAAAGAAGCCGAUAAUGCUGCCUGUGACGUUUAUGGACGGAACCACAAAAACCCUGUUGACGGACUCAGCGACCACAGCCAUGGAGCUCUGCAACGCGCUGUCCGACAAGAUCAGCCUCCAGGAUCGGUUUGGCUUCUCCCUGUACAUCGCUUUGUUUGAUAAGGUUUCGUCUCUGGGCAGCGGUAGUGAUGUAGUGAUGGACGUGAUGUGUAUGAGUUGUGUGAGUGUUAGGCUGUAGGGUAGGGCGCGCAGGAGCGCAACGCCCCCUGGUAUCUGUUUCUUCAGGAAGUGAGAUAUUCACUUCCGGGCCCGUGGCAGACCCGAACUGGAGGACCAGUCUCCGGACCCGACGGAGGACAGCGUCGCUACCAACCUCAUCUACCAGCAGAUCGUGCGCGGCGUCAAGUUCGGCGAAUACCGCUGUGAUCGGGAGGAUCUGGCGGAGCUGGCGUCGCAGCAGUAUUACGUGGACUACGGCUCUGAGAUCCUUGUGGAGCGCCUUUUGAGUCUUAUUCCAUCCUACAUUCCCGACAGAGAGAUCAGCUCGGAGAGAUCAGCUGGAGAAAUGGGCGGCAUCUACACCCAGAAGAGGGUGGACCCUCAGAAAGUGAAGGAGGAAGUUGUGGAAUUUGCUCGUUAUAAGUGGCCUUUGUUAUUCUCAAGAUUCUAUGAGGCCUUUAAAUUUUCAGGUGUUUUUUCACAAAUUAUGAUCAGAGGGGCAUGGUGGUUACGUUACUUGGUGGUCACCUUCCUAGAGGGGCUCAGGAAGAGAUCCAAGUUUGUUGUGGCCUUGCAGGACAACCCCAGUCCAGGUUAGAGAGAAGGACACAAACACAUCAUAUCAAUGGACCUUUAUACUUUUCUUCGGCUGGCUCCAAUUCUGUUGGACCAGGACACGGGCGAGCAGGUCAUGACGUCCGGCUGGGCUCACGGGAUCAACGACAGAACCAAACAGAGAGGAGAUAUCGUGGCUUUGGUUACCAUGACACCAGACCAGCGGCAGGAGUCGAUCCGGAUUUCCCACGUUCCUGUAAUGGAGACGGAGGAGAGGAUAAAGCCGUACACGCUGGAGGAAUUCUCCUAUGACUACUUCAGGCCUCCUCCCAAACACACGCUCAGUAGAGUGAUGAUCACCAAGAACCGCGGGAAGGACAAACUGUGGUGCUGCACACGAGAACCCAUCAAACAGGCCUUGCUGAAGAAGUGUGUGGGCCAUGAGGAGCUGUCCCAGGAGGCCUGCAUGGCUUUCAUUGCUAUAAUGAAAUAUAUGGGCGAUUAUCCGUCCAAGCGGACGCGGUCUGUGAACGAGCUCACAGAUCAGAUCUUCGAGACUGCGCUGAAGGCAGAGCCUCUAAAAGAUGAGAUCUUCUGCCAGAUCAUCAAACAAAUGACUGAAAACCAUGUCAAGUACAGUGAGGAGAAGGGCUGGGAGUUGCUCUGGUUGUGUGCCGGUCUCUUUCCUCCCAGUAACGUCCUCUUACCUCACGUCCAGAGGUUUCUACAGUCGAAGAAACAUCAUCCGCUGGCGUCUGACUGCAUGCAGAGACUGCAGAAAGCUUUACGGAAUGGUUCCCGCAAAUAUCCGCCGCACCUUGUGGAGGUGGAGGCUAUUCAGCACAAGACCACACAGAUCUUUCACAAAGUCUACUUCCCCGACGACACUGAUGAGGCGUUUGAGGUGGAGUCCAGCACGAAGGCCAAAGACUUCUGUCUGAACAUCUCCGGCAGACUGCUGCUCAAAUCACCCGACGGCUUCAGUCUGUUUGUCAAGAUCUCUGAUAAGGUGAUAAGUGUACCUGAGGGUGAUUUCUUCUUUGAUUUUGUCCGCCAUUUGACAGACUGGAUCAAGAAAGCGAGACCUGCUAAAGAUGGUAUAGUGCCAUCAUUGACCUACCAGGUGUUUUUCAUGAAGAAGUUGUGGACGACCACCGUUCCAGGCAAAGACUCCUUCGCAGACUCCAUCUUCCAUUAUUAUCAGGAACUUCCCAAGUAUCUGCGUGGAUAUCAUAAAUGCUCCAGAGAAGAGGUUUUCCAGCUCGGCGCUCUGAUCUACCGGGUCAAAUUCGAGGAUGACAAAUCCCACUUUCCCAGCAUUCCCAAGAUGCUGAAGGAGCUGAUUCCUCAGGACCUGAUUCGCCAGCUCUCGCCCGACGACUGGAAAAGGUCGAUCGUGGCGUACUUCAACCGACAUCCUGGGAAGUCAAGGGAGGAAGCCAAGCUGAUGUUUCUGAAGAUCAUUUUCAAAUGGCCCACGUUUGGCUCAGCCUUUUUUGAAGUGAAGCAAACCACGGAGACACACUUCCCUGAGAUCCUGUUGAUAGCCAUCAAUAAAUAUGGAGUCAGUCUGAUCGACCCCAAGAACAAGGAUAUUUUAACCACGUAUCCCUUCACUAAGAUCUCCAACUGGAGCAGCGGGAACACGUACUUCCACAUCACUAUCGGCAACCUGGUUCAGGGCAGCAAGCUUCUGUGCGAGACGUCACUGGGCUACAAGAUGGACGACCUGUUGACGUCCUACAUCAGCCAGAUGCUGACCACCAUGAGCAAGCAGCGCAAUUCACGCGGCCACAGCAAGUGAACGUUUGAUUGGCGUGAGGCGGCGGAGCUGGUGCGUCUGCUGCGGCCUAUUGGACGGCCGUGCAGCUGGGGGCGGGCCUUCGCGUCCCAGCUGUGGCGAAUGAGCCGCACCCCCUCUGCCAGCUCCCAGGGCUCCGUGCGUCCUGAUGAAGACUCUUCAUCUGCCUCCAGUGAGGAUGACUACCUCUGAGCAAAGCUCCUGUCUCCUGUUGAGAAAUGGCAUGUGAAGAGCCGGAUUCAUGUGUCUUUUGUUGGAUGUUUUGCUCUGUUUUAAUGCACAAUUUAGGUACCAUUUACUAAGUUUUGUAAAAUGCAGCCUCGUCGAUUAUGGACUGGAAUGGCUUUGCUACAUGCAUCCUGAAGCAUUAUUUAUGUGGUAAUCUCUGUAAAAGGGCUAAGAAAAAUACUUGCAUGAGUUUUUAACGGCAGCAAA